Molecule: messenger RNA, 2250 nt
Organism: Salvia splendens (bonfire salvia)
Lineage: Eukaryota; Viridiplantae; Streptophyta; Magnoliopsida; Lamiales; Lamiaceae
Exons: 12
Coding region: 288-1739 (483 amino acids)
Biological process (GO): regulation of DNA-templated transcription
Cellular component (GO): nucleus
Source: RefSeq, a predicted model, not a curated record
UGUUUACAGAUCAAUCCUAUACACAAAACCGAGCUAAGAUAGGCGGGAAACACGAAACGGAAACGGAAUCGGAAAAAAAAUUAAUGCAGAUGACUCCACCCCUCCAAAGAUUCUAGGGCAAAAUUUCCCAAUUCUGCCGAAUAUUAGUAUUUAUAAUUGUUGCCGCUGCUCAUUUCAAAACCAUCAAAAAUCCUCCACCCUCAGCGCCGGCAAGUUCAGAUUUUAGAAGAAGGAAGACCGAAUUAAGUAAAAUUCCCGUUGUUUUUGUCCAGAAUUACUAGACGGAAAUGGCGGUUGAAGCAUCACUAGGUAGUUCAGUGGCGUCUCCGUCGGCAGAGAACGGUAAUUCAACCGGAAAAUCGGCUGUCCGUAGCCAAGUUAGUGGUGACGGGGUACACUGCCAUCAGUGUCGUCAAAAAACCAGGGUUCCAGCAGCAGCAUGCAAGAAUCACAUUAAGAAUAAACCGUGUUUAGUAAAGAUAUGUAGCCGAUGCCUAUGGAACAGGUACAAUGAAAAGGUGGAGGAAGUAACUAGUUUGGAGGAAUGGAAAUGCCCGAAAUGCAGGGGCGUUUGCAACUGCAGUGUGUGCAUGAAGAGAAGGGGACAUCAACCCAUCGGUGCACUUACCAGUGCAGCAAAAGCGACUGGAUUCUCUUCCGUCACCGAGAUGCUAACUGCUGAGGGUUCAGAUAAUGGAAAGGUUGGUAAUGCCAUGAAUGGGUCUCUGGAAAAUGAUGCAUUAUCUGCUAGAAAGAAAGGGAAGGAAAGGUUGAAUGCAGAUGAUAAUACCUCUUCAAAGAAAAUGAAACAUUCUAAAUUGGCUGAAACCAGCCAGACUAUUCCUAAAGAAAUUGUGCUGCCAGUGGGAACAGACUUGAGCAGUGUGGCUGGCAUUGAUGUACCUGCAGAAGAUGUUGGCAAUGCUUUGGAGUUUCUAGAAUUUUGUUAUGUUUUUGGAGAGAUCCUAAAAUUGAAAGAUGGGGAAGCAUUAUGUGUCCUUGAAGAUAUAUUUCAUGGGCGAACUGCAAAGCGAGGAAGAUCAUGCCCGGUUGUCCUGUUUCAUGUACACCUGCUAUCAAUAAUUAAAGAAGAGGGAGAGAAAUUUCCAAAGCCGUAUCCGAGCACGUGGUUCAGUGUGCUGAAGAAAUGCUUGGCUGAAUCUGAAUGUGUUCUUGAAGUGUUGGGGAUUAGUUAUUUAGAGAAGGCUGCUGACUCUGAUGCUUUAAAUGCUUCAGAAAUGCUUAGGGUCUUAAAUCUGCUAUGCAUUCAUGCUCUUGGCACGAAAAAGCUAAGAAAUUGGAUAGAACACCAAAAAACACAAUUUGACCAGAAGGCAAAGGAAGCUAAACUUAAGGUUUUUGAAGCAAGAGGCGAGAUAAAGACUUUGAAGCAGAAAAUAAAAGGGGACACUGCCAAAGCUAUUGAUGCUAGGGAUGGGGAGCAGGAAGCAAUUGUUUCUCUUAAUAGAUCUGCGGCAGAGCUAGCUCAUGGAAAGCUGCUUGAGUCAGAGGCAAUGCUUUUGAAGCUUGAUCAGACAGCUGAUGCUAUAAGAGUAGAGCCCAUCUUCACAGACUGCAGUGGUCAUAUGUAUUGGAAAUUGAAAUGUGCUGAUGAAUGUGAUGUACUGCAUCAAGAUGUUGGGAAAGGGGAUACUCUUACCUUAAAUGAAAAAUGGUUUGCUCUCAGUGCUGAAGAAAAAAAAGAAAUUGAGAAGAAUAUUACUACAAGGGGAGAGUAACAGCACCAGGUCCUCGUCUUUUUCUGAUUUUGGCAUCCCCAACGAUAUCUACUACAUACAGUAACUCACAAACAUGCUAACGUUGUGGGCAUCAGCUUCUCAUAACUACACCAGUGGCAGUAGGUACUACCUCUGUCCCACUAAAGAUGUCCACAUUCUUGAGUGGCACGGGAUUUUUGGAGGGGUUGUUAGGGGGAGUAAGUAGAGAGAAAAAGGUAGUUGAAUAUUUUAACGAGGAGAGAUUUAUUUCCAAAUAUAGAAAGUAGACAUCUUGGGUGGGACAAACUAAAAAGGAAAGGUGGACAUCUUGAGUGGGAUGACGGGAAUACUUGUUUAGAACAUAGCUCUUAUUUUUGUAUUCAAGACAAUUAUGCAGUCAACCUACAUUCCUUGAUUACCUUUACCAGUCUGUACAUUUAUAGUUUUAUACCAUACACUGAUAUAUCUGUUGGGGGUUUAGCAUUAUUUGUAAAUACAAAUUGGAGGUUAUUAGAAUUAUUUUUGUAUUGUA